Messenger RNA from Marchantia polymorpha subsp. ruderalis, 7612 nucleotides. Lineage: Eukaryota; Viridiplantae; Streptophyta; Marchantiopsida; Marchantiales; Marchantiaceae. The record is from the annotation of a GenBank genome assembly.
AGGAGAGGUCGAGGUCGACAUUCGCAAUGCCCUAAGUGACGGAACAGCCCGGCCCGGCCUCUGCAUCCCAUCGCCCCAUCGCAGCGCAGGCGGAAUCACGAAGGCCGUCGUCGUAAGGAACGAAGGAACGAACGUUUGAAGGAAGAAGGCUAACGGGCCUGCGGCACGAGGCGGCGAGAUAGCGAGCGAGCGAGCGAGGGAGGGAGGGAGGCAGCAGGGGGAAGAGAGAGACAGAGUCAGAUAGACAGCGCGGGAGAGGGCGAGGGAGGGAAAGAUAGAGAGAGAGAGAGGCACGGACCCAGAGAGAGAGAGAGAGCGAGCGAGCGAGUACCGGAUAUCGGAGCGACCUGCGAUUGUGGGCGAGUGAUCAUAAGAAUGCGAGCAGGGGGCCAUGCAGUUUUUCUUUCUGCUGCUCAUGGAAGGUAGUGAAGGCUGAAGCCGGACUCGCGAGGAAUUUAGCGGCGAACUUUCGUUUGAGUCGGGAUUGUGGGCUGCUCGUGCCACGGGGUGGGGGGUGGUAUUGUCUCUCAGUCGUCGCGAGUGGAUCUUGAACCUCGGAGCCGAGUCGCACGAAGAGGAGAGGAGAGGAGAGAAGAGACGAGACGAGACGAGUGAGUAGUGGUGAGGUUUUGGGCGGGAUAUUGGGGCGUUUGCUCAAAAGGCAGGCAGGGAGGGAGGGAGGUAGGGAGGGAGUCUGAUUUGCGGCGGGGGCGGAGGCGUGCUCAAUUUGUAGUCGGCGCUGUGGGUUCAGGAGAGUUUGAAAUUUACAUUUACAGCAAGCGAGAGUGUGAUUUAGUGUCGGCCCCUGGGGCGAAAGGGACGUGUCUGGGGAGCAGUAAUUGCCGAGUUGAGAAAGUGCCCUCGGGUGUCGUAGAACCUCGCGUUCCGUCUCUUCGCAAAAGGAAAUUUGUCCCUUACUGUUGUUUGGCCUCCGGAGAGUGGGAAACUAAGCUCGUGCUUAAUUUUUCAAUCAGUUGAAGAAGGUGCCUCAUUGUGCACUGGUGGCCAGGAGGCUAUCGCUACGUCGACGAGUGUUGGGUUGCGCUCGGUGCCUCGGUCUUCCUGCCCCGGAAGAAGUCCUUUUUCUGACGAUUUUCUGGAAGUGCCUCCUCCCUUCCCAUGGACGCGCCUUCUUACUUCAUCUCUCCAGCUAAACGCCCCCACUCUCACUACGAGCGCGAUUCUCUGGAGUCUAACGGAAGACACAAGCGUCAUCAGUCGUCGCAUUCUCGUGGACCUCCUCCUCCUAUGAAGCCUAUUCAGGAUGAGACCGUGUUUAGGAUCCUCUGCCCGGGAUCGAAAACAGGAAGCGUCAUUGGCAAACAAGGAAGUAUCAUCAAAGCUCUAAGGCAGGAGACUGGUGCCAGGAUAAAAAUUGCGGACGCAGUUCCAGGCGUGGACGAGAGAGUGAUUAUCAUCUCGGCCUCGGACAGAGAUCGAGAACGCGGAAGGGAUAGGGAUAGGGCAAGGGAUCGUGAAGGUCGUGAGAGGGAUGGUGUCUCCAGAGAACGAGAUGGAGGAAGCGGUGGUAGGGAAAGGGAAGGCAGGGAGCGCGAAAGAGAUGUCAGGGAAAGAGAGGGCGCUGAACCCAGAGAUAGGGAGAACCAGUCACCGGCCCAAGAAGCUCUAUUCAGAGUUCACGGCAGAAUUGUGGACGGUGAAGGAAGCAAUGGAUCCGACGAGGAAGACGAGGACGGGGGACCAAGUUUGGUCACAACUCGUUUGUUAGUUCCAAAUAAUCAGAUUGGCUGCUUGCUUGGUAAGGGUGGCAAGAUUAUCGAACAAAUGCGCGAUGAAACCGGUGCGCAGAUCAGAAUACUACCUAAAGAACAGCUACCGGGUUGCGCCUUGCCUUCUGACGAGCUUGUCCAGAUCUUUGGUGAGCUGUCUGUUGUGAAGAAAGCAUUGCACGCUAUAUCCACUCGGUUAAAGGAGAACCCUCCCAGAGAGCGUCCAGGAGGAAUGGGGGGUGCAAUGCAUGGGUCGGGCAUGUAUCCUCCGGGAGGUGGUAUAUUAGCUGGAGACACCUUCCUCCCCCCAGGAAACACACUCCUUGGGCAGGGUGGACCCCUUCUAGGACUCGGACCAUCGCUUUCAGGGUUGGGUGGCGGAGGCGGUGGUGGAGGUUUCCCUUUCAACUCUCAAGCUUUACCAGUGCUUCCAGACUCUGGUGCCUCACACCUGGGUCGCCAUCCUCCGGUGGACGAAGAGCUGGUUUUUCGCAUCUUGUGUCCGAACGAGAAAAUUGGGAGCGUUAUUGGUAAAGGAGGGAGUAUAAUCCGCAAUCUCCGAGAGGACACCGGUGCGCGUAUCAAAGUUGCCGAUCCAAUUCCAGGCUCAGACGAGCGUGUUAUAAUUAUUUCUGCUAACGAGCACCCAGACGACAACAUCUCCCCGGCACAGGAAGCAGUAUUGCACGUACAGAGCAGGAUAGUGGAUUUGGGUUCUGACCAAGAUGGAGUCAUCACUACAAGAUUGCUCGUCCCUUCCAACCAAAUUGGAUGCCUCCUCGGAAGGGGUGGUAGCAUCAUCGCAGACAUGAGGAAAGCUACCCGUGCUAAUAUUCGUAUACUCGCCAAAGACCAGCUACCGAGAUGCGCUCUGGAAACCGAUGAACUCGUCCAGAUCGUUGGUGAUAUCCGUGUUGCACGAGAAGCUUUGAUACAGAUUACCACACGCCUAAGGAGUAAUCUUUACAGGGAAAAGUCUGGUUCAGGUUCUAGUGGCGCAUUUCCAUCCUCCAUGUCAGGUCUAGGACUUCAAAGUAGCGUACCUUUGUCGUCUGGGUACGGGGGUAGACACGAACCCGGGUCUCCCGGAGGAAUGUAUUCGUCGCUGUCUGGUCUUGGGCUACAACAAAGCGGAAGAGGAUCAUCGUACCAAAAUAUGAGUUCCUCUCCAGGAUCGUGGGGCCUUCAGGGCGGUGGUAGCAACGCUGGAGGUGGAAGUCUUUCGGGUUAUGGUGGUGCGUCCUCCCAUCAGAGUGGGUCCGGCAGAUACGGCGGUGGUGGAAGGUCAAGCGGAGGACUCGUGACGAAUACGACUGUCGAAGUCGUCAUACCGAAUGGUGCCGUUGGAUCAAUUAUUGGGAAGUCAGGAAGCAACAUCGCCCAGAUCCGACAGAUAUCUGGGGCUAAAGUGAAAUUGCACGAUGUUCGGCCCGGUUUAUCUGAAAGGAUUGUUGAGAUAUCUGGAACCCCAGAACAAACUCACGCCGCGCAAAGUCUCCUCCAGGCUUUUAUUUUAAGUGGCCAAUCAUCUUCGUUAGGCCCUUACCCUGGGUAAACAAGGUCUGAACAGCCGCAGACUUGAAGCCUGGAGCCAGACCACACCUGAGGCUGCAGCCCAAGCCAUAACUCUGCGGAUUUUAAGAGCCCGGCCGUCGAAGCCCAUCCUUCCCAAGCUUGACAAAUGUGGACUUGCUUCCUCUUUGAGGAGUUGCCGAGAUGCCCUGUUGCUACUCUUUCUUGGGCCGCCUCCUUACUUAGGUGAUUAAGGGAGUUGCUGAAGAUUUUGAUCACUCGUACGAGCCUUCACGCCCUGCACAACUUGAUUGUAUUUAUGCCAUUCCAUCGAGAAUCCACUUAGGCCAAUGAUUAAGCCGUGUUCUUGAAAGAUGUUGGCCAAUGCAUGGCCUUUGAGAACAGAACCAGAGCCCAAACUGGGAGGCUCGUUAUAAGUUCUUUGUAUUUUGCAUUGGCUUGCAAGUAGUGGAUAGGGUUAUGAGGGCUUUUUUAGGUUUUACAGUUUACUUCUUUUGACUUGUUGUAGGAAUGCCAGUGUAUAGUGAACCUUUUGCAAUUUUGUAGGCACAUUCGGUUCGUUGUUAUGUAGCUCUUUAGAUGUUGAGCUGCCAUCAAUGUGGGCUUGCCGAAGCCGUGUCAGUAACUCCUACUGAGACGGGUGCCUAGAUCUUAUGUACAAGUGCUACAAUGAAAUCUCUCAAUGAUGUUGUGCGCUCUCUUUAUGGAUGAAACCUCCAUCAUGAAUGUUCCAUGAGUCAUCAGUCGUCAUCUUUUUGCAAGUAACGAGUACCAACUUUCCACCAUAUGAUAUCAAAUCAUGUGCCUGUCCGACAAGAAGAUCGAUUGCUCAAUGCGACGAGUCAGGCCACCUCUUUGGGGGAAAUCUUUUCAGACGAGAAGCAAUAUGCUUCCAAACUUUUGUGAGCUCACAGAAGCCAACUCCAAGUUGUUCUUGAAUUUUCCUUUGUGCCUUAUGUCUGGGAGACAAUAGUUUGCAGUCUAUAUGCUACUCUUGAGAUGUCAGCUCACAGUUCCUUUACAAUGACCUGGACUAUGAUCUUGUCACAAACAGUCUAGUUACACCUUGUGGCUGUGCAUCACGGGGCACCAAAUUCAGUGAAUUUGAGUGCGAAUCUACAUCCUCAAGAUCCAGUUUCCCUCUCACCUGAUUUCUGUGGAGGUGUUCCUUUGUUCGAAGGGGAGGGUGAAAGCCAAUGCGGGGAUGUUCUUACAGUACGGAGGUACGUUGAACCGUUAUCCUGUUUGAAUACACGAGGAUAUAGGUAGUACCUUCAUAUCUCGUAGACGAAACGGACCCAGAAAUGUUGCAGUUUCUCCUCAGUUGUAUCUACCUACCUGCCUGAGCACUUACUGGGAGCUGAGCACAAGUGUAUGAUCUGACCUGAUUCUCAAGCUUGUCCUCUUUGCUACUACUUGUCCUUACACCUAUUUCCAAGCUCUUAUUGAUCAUGCAUCAAUUAUCGUCUUCAGGACGAAGUUGUUAUCUCACACCUACUUGCGUUUUUGCACCAAACAGUCUACUCUGAAAGCUUACAGGCCAACAACAGGACCAUUUUCCUUUGGGGAUAAUAUCGACCACGGAGAUGCUUAACCCUGUGGUUUGCAUGUUUCAAAUAUUUCGUUCUCUGAUUACUGUAAGAAACCCAUGGUCUGGAUAUCGCCCCAUCUAUUGGCCCGGCAAACAUCCAUUGACGUCUAGCAACGUCAGAGUUGACGGCUUUGUGGCAUGUUCCGAAGUUUGUCCUCUGGUUGUUUUUCCUUUAACAUGGAAUUUCGAUCGGGCUGUUUCGUGAGGUUUGGCCUCACAAAGUGCUUGUGGUUUGUCGGGCAGGAUGAGUGUCGGAGAAUUUACUGAAACACUUCUGUGAAGCCGGUUUUGUCAGACAGGAAGACGAAUUGAGUGAAUCGCUUUUGAUGGAGUGAUAUCAAUCCUAUGCCUAAUCAGAGGGCUCCGAAGUCGAGCAAGGUACGCAACCGACGAUCUCUCAUCAGGUAUAGUUUUCUGACUUUGCAUCCCUCUUAUUUGGACGCUAAUAAAUUCGCAAACAUUUUCUCGCGCAUGGGGAUGUUGGAAGAACUUUUUGGUUACUCAGGAAACAGGGUUCUCGAAGGUUCUUAGUAACCUCGCUGUUCCGUUGGUCAAAAUUUGAAAGGGUAUAGCCUCGUGCACUGUCUCUUAUUGAGCCUAUCGGUAGACUUAUCUUCAAUCAUCAGUGUCGUUUUUGUUAUCUCUUUUACCUGAAUGGAUCGUCGGGGUAUAUUACAUCGCAUGUUCGCAGGCAGCAGGAAAGGAGCGGGUACUUUCUACUGAUUAUUUGCUGUACCUGUCAAAUGUUCAGUAUUCUUCUAGUACAUCUUGCUAACACGGUCUUUUGUGUUUGGACCUCAUGAGUACACGACUGACCCUGAAUGCGUUUCUAAUGUGGCAAGGAUAGGUCGGGAUUUGACCGUCACGAAUCACGUAUUAAAAUUUGUAUAUAUCACGGUCUAGUUUCUUUUCGUGGUUAUGUAUGCAGUAGUGGAAUCCCUUUGGAUCACUCGUCGAGAGUUUCUUGCCGACUUCUUUAUAUCGCAAGAUCUGCCAGUAUAUAGCAGUAUCAGCUGACAUGAAGUCUUUUUAAGCAAUCAUAUCACGUCUUGUGUCGGAUUUUGCUGUUUGCACUUCUUAUGUAGAUAUUGUUUUACUGAUCUUCCGAGCACAACGUAUGCCGGUUUCGGUCUAGAUGAUAUGAUAUGGACAGACCAUUCUAUGUACUCCGCAUUUUUUUCCUACGGUUGUUUUCCUUUGUGCGCAAAGUAGGAGGUAUGAACUUCUACCCGCGCCCUGGGCUUGUGAACGUUACGCAACUUCUUUCAGUCAUUGAUGAAGCUCGCUGACGCCGAGUUGCAUUCACGACUUUCGCUGUUAGCCGCUCGAGCCUAACAACGAAGAUUUUGCAUUUAAACCCUGAUCUCAUUCUAUCCGGAUCGUAUUAAGGGUAGAACGGAUAUUCAACGUUUGGUUAUGUGACCGAAAAACCUCAUGAGGUUUUGGCAUGCUGCAAUUGAGCUUCGUAUUAUUUGGACACAUGGAGGUGCCUGCGACGUGCAGAAAAUUCGGUAAGAACGUUCGAUUUCGAGUGUAUAGGUUCAAGCUUGUCUCGCUACGAGUUUAUCGAAUUUAGAGCGAAUUACUAGUCACACUAAAGGUUUUUUUGUCGGGGGUAUAUCGUUUUGCAGGUUAGUUUGUAAUGACGUGGGCGGUGAAAUUUGAGAUAAAGAAACAGGAUGCGGGAGCUCUAAAUCGACUCCAACUUCUACCUCUUGUAUGAGGUCAAUUUGAACACGGGUGGAGAUUUAAUUCGAGUUAUUCAAGAUCUUGUCAUCUCGACAACACUUGUUCUAUCUGAAAUUGAAGUCUGCACACGUUGGAAGAAAAGCCUCGCUGUCAAAGAGAGCAGACCUCGAGGGUGGAUCACGUGUUUAGCGUUUUCUCAAAUUUUUAUGCAAGAGACAAGACCGACGAGAGUCUACCGACUUUUUUCAGUUCGUGAUGGAACUAGUUCAAAUGAUACGGAUUACCAGAAAAGGCAAUUAAAUGCGGCCAUAUCAGGACGAACUUUUCGGGUGGAGUUGAAGUUAUCCUGUGGAGUAGUGCACUAAACGAUUUGAUGUCAAUGAAGGAAUGGAACAUUUACAGCGAUUAGCGUCAGAUACUUCGCGGUCGGCUGCCAUUGAGAAGUGAAUGGCAGUCAUUAUGGACAAUAUUAGCUCAGCCGAUGGUGAAGCGGUCGUUACAAUCGCAAAAACGCAGCGAUUACUUGCAUUGUGAGUGAGACAGCCUGUGGCUACAAACGGUUGGUCUUUUGGUCCGUAGCAACAUAGUAAUAUACGCAAGCGUGACAAACGCCGUCUCAUCAUGUCAUGCCUUUUCAUCCUUUGUGCCAUUUUCUUGGUUCCUCGCCCUUAUGAUCAGGACAAAGAUUGACUGCAGUUUUUCGGAAUAGCUUUUCUGUCCUCAUUAUGUCUGCACCGUUUCAGUUACAACCAACGACUCUUUCACAUGUUGGGUCUUCGUUGUACCCAAAUUAUGAAAUUGUUGUGGGGAGCUGAUUACUUAGGAGAUGCGCCUUCUUUGCAUACAGCACGGAACGGUCGGGUGGGCCAGUCUAUUGGAAGUUCAUUCGGACUAAAUUUAUAUUGCCCGGAAAGGCCGGUCUCCCACAGCUGUGUCGACGUAUUUCUGGCAGCGAUUGUGCCACCCUAUGUAGCUUGAAGUAGAGCUUUGCAUCCGGACUAGCAGAAAAGUGCACAAUUUUACGAUACGAUUCUUGAACAUGGCCGUGAAUAAAUCUCUUCUACUGCAG